This is a messenger RNA of Papaver somniferum (opium poppy), 1029 nucleotides long. RefSeq names its product protein FAR-RED IMPAIRED RESPONSE 1-like. The record is from RefSeq and is a predicted model, not a curated record. The transcript has 3 exons. NCBI's taxonomy places the organism in Eukaryota, Viridiplantae, Streptophyta, Magnoliopsida, Ranunculales, Papaveraceae. Bases 1 to 1029 code for a protein of 342 amino acids. Gene Ontology annotation, biological process: regulation of DNA-templated transcription.
AUGACCACUACCCAACGCAGUGAAAGUAUGAACAGUGUGUUACAAAAAUAUAUUAGUUACAAGUAUGAUUUAGUGCUAUUUUUUGAGCAUUUUGAAAGAAUGGUUGACGCUCGUCGUUAUCAUGAAUUAACAAUGGACUUCAAAGCAAGUCAAAGUUACCCUGCAAUGACACUUCUAGUGAAGAUUUUGAAACAUGCUGCGGCCAUAUAUACACCGGCGGUGUUUGAAUUAUUCCAGAAGGAAUUAUGUCGAGCUCAUGAUUGUGCUGUGACCAUUAUUAGUGAAAGUGAGACUAUGAGUAAAUAUGCAAUUACUCCUCAUGGAAAAGUGUAUGAUCGAACUGUUCUCUCUGAAAAGAAUAUCAAGAGCAUUCCUACUCAAUACAUAUUGAAGAGAUGGACAAAGGAUGUCAAAUCUGGGAGUAUAACGGGUGGUUCGAAUUCAGUGGGCACAAAUGAUAGAAAAGUAGAUACGGUCAGGCGCUACAAAGAGUUAUGUAGGUUACAUAUUCAACUAGCAACACGGGCUUCAGGAUCUGAAGAAGCAUACAAAAUUUCUUUGUUGGCUCUCAGUAAUACGUUGAAAGAGGUCGAUGCGAAAUUGAGGGGACUAAAAGUUCAAGAAGAUUUAGAAAACCAAAACAUCUCGCCAGCAGUUGACAAAGAAAUUAAUCUCAAUGCAUCAUUUAAUGUUGAUAAUUAUAAUGUUAGAGGAAUUAAGAUCCGGCCGAAAACAACAAUUGAUACUAGCUCUGUAAGACCCAAGAAUGUUUUGGAAAAAGCUGUAAAUUCAAAAAAGAAGCGGAUUAGUAAGACCAUGGAAUCUCAAAACAAUGAAGAAAUAGUACCAGCUUUUGAUUUCCAAAGCCAAAUGAUGUCGCAAGUCUUUCAGGUACCCAAUGCUUUAGUGAGAAGCAUAAGUAUGGCUAGUACUGACACAGUACCAGCACCAGGACCUCCAUAUGUUAUGCCGGAAAUACUUUUGAAGCAAAUAUCAGUCAUUAUUUCUAUGAGUGUAAUAAUUUUCUAA